This is a messenger RNA of Rotaria sordida, 1014 nucleotides long. Lineage: Eukaryota; Metazoa; Rotifera; Eurotatoria; Philodinida; Philodinidae. The record is from the annotation of a GenBank genome assembly.
AUGUUCUUUCGUCGUAAUGCUGAUUUAGACAUGAGUAUUUAUCAAUGUAAAUUUGAUGGACAAUGCGAUGUAAAUGCACACAGUCGACGAAGCUGCCGAUCUUGUCGAAUGAAAAAGUGUUUAGCCAUUGGAAUGAAUAAGGAAUUCUUUCGAUCACCACAUAGCUCGAAACAUGUACGUCGGCAGCACGUCAAUGACGUCAUACAAUUGCGAAAUAAGAUUCUCAGUCGAGCAACUAUUCGACCAUUGAAUCUUCUUUCCAAUGAUCGAUCAUUAUUGAACCUCGAACAAUGGUCGCUCUUGUCCAAUGUUCUUCAUUGUUACGAUGCUCAUUGUCCGAUUUCAGAGAUUCAACGAAGUAUGGCUGUCUACUCAAUGUGUCCACCCAAACAUCGUCUGAAAGUGGCUGCUAAUAAUCUGAUGGUCACCAUAAAUUUGUUCUUCUCAUCGGUCUGGUCAUUUGUAGAAGCAGUACCUCAUUUCGCUGAGUUACCAGGGACUGAUCGUCGAAAUCUCAUUCAGCGAAAUGUUCAUCAGAUGGGAGCACUGAAUGGUGCGCACGUAUGUCAAGAAGGCAAAUUUCACGAUGAUCCCACGAAUCAAGGCGUGGCCAUUGCAGAAUAUGGUGCAUCAUUGAUAAAUUACAUGAUGAAAGCCAUUGAAUUGGGCAGUUCCGAUCGAACCGUAUCGAAAUUAUUUCUACUCGUCAUGAGCUUUUCAACUUGUUCCGACAUGGUUCAACCACUUAUUGAUGACAAUGGGCAAUGGACAGAUUAUAGUCUUCUCUCCGAUCCCAUUCAAAUAUUCAACAUUCAAAAUCUGUUUGUUGACAUUAUCUUCAAAUACAUGAUAUAUCAAUCUGGUUACACUCAUGCAUCUCUUCACUUUGCUCAUCUGAUUGUAAAUGCUCUAAAACAAGGAGAAUUUAUACAAAAAGCGCAAAUGAAUCAAAAUCAUGAUGUUAUGGUACAAACGAUCAUUCAUGGAUUCGAACAAUCUUUAAUCAUUCGUUAA